UUCUACGCGGUAAGCAUAUAUACCUCAGUGCGGCCAGAAAUGCGCCGAAAUGUAUACCGGCAUGCGCCGUCUUGGCGGAGAGGGUAUGCCCGUGACGCCGAGGUCGGUCUAUUUGCCUUUCCGUCUCCUAAAAUCAGAUUUAGUCGUUGCUCAGGAGAAGCCACGAAGCGUGCGGCCCGAGAAUUCCGCCGCGAUUUCACGCAUGGUAGAAGAGCGCGGCCGGGAGAAGAUGUGCGCCCCUCCGGAAACAGAGUAGGCGCUCUUCGUGACCCGCUUCGCGCUCCACUUCCUCGUCGCGGUCGUCGGCUGAGCCAGCCAUCUGGGUCAGGAGCGGGCUGGCGGCCGUGCAGGGAUGCGCCGGUUGCGCCACUAGCAUGACGGUCACCGCCGCGCGUCUGCCGCUGCUCCUGGCGCUGGCCGCCGCCACCGCCGCCGCUACACAGCCGCCGCCACCGCCGCCGCUCCAGCUGCCCGAUGUCAAGUUCAGCUGUCAGGGCCGAGCCACCGGUUACUAUGCCGACGUUGACCUGCGCUGCAGCGUCUUCCACUACUGCGGCGCGCAGGGCGACCGGUAUUCUUUCGUGUGCCCGCCAAAGUCCACCUUCAAUCAGCGGCUCCUCAUGUGCGACUACGAACCUGGUGCAUUGGAUUUGUGUCCCCGUUCGGAGAGCCUUUACAACAUUAGCACGACUACGCCGCGCCUGCGUAAGCCGGUGACCAGGCCACCCACGACGACGACGACGACGACUCCGGCGCCCAGCAGCUCGCUGUCGCCCACGCCAGUGGCUGUAUUCGGCAAGCCGCGCAGCACCACUACCGUGCCACCGAGCGACGAAGACGAAGACUGGCUGGACGAUGAAGGCGUCAGGAACGAGACGCAGUGGUCCAGCAACGAGACACAGUGGCCCAGCAACGAGGCGCAGUGGUCCAGCAACGAGACGCAGUGGUCUCAGCCGGUACAGCACCACGAAGACGGCGGCUGGCAACCAUCGGAGCCACUUUUCGAUCGCGACGCGCUUUUCGAUAAUCUGCGCUCGCACGAGAGCGCAGUCACCUACGAGGAACCUCGCAGCGGCGAUUCUGGGGCCAAUUCUUUUGUGGUGUACGACCCGAGCGAGCUCGGUCGCCCUUUUUAUUACCAGCCGGAGCCGGCCAGCUACGAGCCACCGAGGCCCCCGUGGCAGCCGAUGGCUGAAGUGCUUCUGGGCCGACCAACGGGUAACUACUACAAGACGCCCUCAGGAUACUUCGAGUACCGCCACAGGUCGUCGUCUCGUAGAAGGGCUCGCUCAGUGCGCGGAAAGCGCCAGCUGCUGCUGUCGCGGUUCUUUAAGCGGCAGCCGCUGCGCCUCCCGCCUCCCAGGGAAGAAGAAAGUGGCUGGCUGCCCAGCGUUCACUUCCCGCUCAGGGGUUUCUUUCCGCCCGAUCCACCCGCGUGGCCUUCACUACGAUUGCCCCCGGCCAAAGGCGCAGCGCCACCACCGACUCCCUUCCAGGCUGAACACAGGCCACACGCGCACGUGUUUGGCCGGCCCUCGCUACAUCCAGAUCGUUUCCUACCGCCACGGCCACAACUGCCUCCGUUCUCCCCUGAGCUGCGACCGUGGUCUCAGCUGGGCGUCUCGUACCUGCCGGAGACCAUGUUUGUGCCACAUCAUGUGAUACCCAGCCGGACGGCGGCACCUCCGAUGGUGGCGCACCGCCAGACGGCGCCACCUCCGAUGGUGGCACACCGCCAGACGGCGCCACCUCCGAUGGUGGCACACCGCCAGACGGCGCCACCUCCGAUGGUGGUAUCCCGACAGACGGCGCCGCCUCCGAUGUUGGUACCCCGGCACACGGCACCAUAUCCGCUGCUGCCACCACGGCAGACGACGCCACCACCCAUGGUGCCACUCAGACAGGUUGCCUCUCGGUUGCCCAUAAAGCGCCCGCCGCCUAGAAAAAAGCCCAGUCGCAGACGCCGUCCCACGCCCCCGCCGCGUACCACUACCAGGUCACCACCCGCUAAGGACAACCGCACGUACAGUUGGUACGGCGGGUGGACCACCAUUGCGCCUCCCAGGUCCGUACCAGCGAAACCUACAUUGGCCAGUCCCACACCGCCAAGAUCCACGAAGCUGUGGUUUCUGACCAGCAAGCCGCCAAACUCAUCUUCCCCUAAAUCGACUCAAACAGCGACGCUCAAGCUCAGUGCGACAACACCCUUCAGUUGGGAGCGGCUGCGCACGGCAACGUCAACCACAACGCCUCGACCCGCGACCAUAGUGCGCGUCUUUAGCAACAAAAUCGGUUCAUCAGUCAUGGCUACGGCAGGUACACCGCGCACCACGACAACAUCGAAGCCUCCGACCACAGCCGCAGACGACAAGGAUAACGUCAUUGGCAACGGCCGAGACCGGGGAUUUCCCUUCGAGUUUUUCACGGAUGUCAACAAGUUGUUGGCGCGAACCACGCCGCAACCGCAGCCCGUGUACAAGCCGCAAGCUAGCCGCCAACCCGUCACCGAAGUGGUGACGGCAAUCUCCUUCAGUGAGUCCGCCCCGGCGGCGUGACGUGUGGCUACUGCCGAGUCGAGCAGUGCUCCUUUCGCCCGAGCUUCCCUGCUAAGCAAGUGCGUCGCAAUAAAUACGACCACUGCGCCUCUUGCACAAGCGCGUGAGGGCGCUAAAUCGCACAAAUGCAUCGCUGGCCGAAGCCGUGAAGAAGCCCAUUCUCAACGUUUACCUCGAAUUUAAGGCGUUCAUGUCGUUCAUGAGAACACUACUAGCGGCUGACAGAAUGACUUGACGGCUGUUUUGAAGUAUUCCACAUCGAUACGGAUGUAGGGGUUGCAAGGUAGAAGAAGUGGGCAUUCGCAUCAGUGACAAGCAGUAGUACGCUGAUGACUUGUGGGGUGCCGGAACACUCAGAAUGGCAGCAAGGUGCACCUCGGAACACUGCAGCCAGUUAAGAAAGAGGGCAGCACACUGUUAUCGGUGCUAUACAUACGAGGGGCAACUGGAGUGGCCCGUGACGCAAAAGUGCAUGUGCAUGCAUAGUUUAUCAAUUCUACUAGCAGUGAAUGUCUUAUAUGACCAUGCGAACUCGGAUAAUGACGCUUCCAAUAUUAUGACUGUCCUGAAGAGCCGUGCCUGUCGCUUUACGAGUUGCGUUUGGUCAUGACACCUUGUUUCACAGAACCUUCGACCCUCAAAACAUUACCGUUUUCUAUGUCAAUUUGUUCCUCCGGGUCACACAUUUUCCCCGCUUCGCUCGGUGCGUCUCGAUGUUACCUCUGGUUCAUAAUGUGUACAACACCGUCAGACCUAACUAUACAAACGUUGUUCGAGCUUUACAUUGCCUUCAUUUUACUUCUUCAGAAAAAGAAUUGCAGCGGAUCCCACGCGCCUGUGGGAAUCUGUGUUCGUGCAGUGAAACUUUAACAGAUUACGCAAAUGUGCACGCAAAUAUUAGUGUUAUACUUGCACCAGGCCUA
This is a messenger RNA of Dermacentor albipictus, 3478 nucleotides long. RefSeq lists its product as uncharacterized. Gene Ontology annotation, molecular function: chitin binding. The record is from RefSeq and is a predicted model, not a curated record. NCBI's taxonomy places the organism in Eukaryota, Metazoa, Arthropoda, Arachnida, Ixodida, Ixodidae. Gene Ontology annotation, cellular component: extracellular region.